CUCUUUCUCCCUCUGCCGCGCUUCCUUCUCUCCGAGCAUAGGCCCCCUUCCCAUGCAUGGACACCCGCAGAGAUGUCUGUCACUCUGAUCGACCCGAAUGAUGUCCUGCUCGACUCCCCCACCUACCGGGUGAUGGUGUCGGAGAUUGAGAACUCCAACCAGCAGUUCUCCGAAUCCCUGACUGCCCUCCAGGCCCUCACUCAGCGGGUGGUUAAUCUCGAGAAGGAGACCAUCCUCGCCUACCAGGACUUCCACCGCGAGCUGACCAACCUGGUGCACACCUGCUGCGCAUCCGGCACCGACUCCGAUGAGGACACCACCAUCCUCGAUGCUUUCUCCCGCUUCGGCGAGAUCGCGCAGCUCAUCAUGCGCAACAAGGAUGACCUCGUCGUCUCCCUGGAGAAGUCUCUCCUGGGCUACUGCAAUGCCAUGAUUCAACAGGAGUUCAGCCCACUUGAAACCCUCAAGUCCAAUGUCCAGGCACAUUGCAACACCUAUGAGACCGAGGUCAACCGCCUCGCCAGCUGGAAUCACUCCAAGCGCCUGAAGGACAGCAAGAAGAUCCCGGAUCUUCUCCGCAAAAUUCGCUUCUCCCACUCCGAUUACUAUGCCACCUCUCUUGAGUACAUCGACCUCCUGAAUUACAUCCACUCAACCCGGCGCCAUACCCUCCUGCAGGCGGUUGUCAAGUACUGGGAUUCCCUCGACACCUACCAUUCCUCGGCAUACGCCGCUCUGUCCGACCACUCGGAGUAUGUGGCCUCCGUGUCGAUGGAGCUUCAGCAGGUCAACCACGAAGUCGAGCAGGAGCGCACCACCCAGGCCCAGCGCCGGCAGCGCUUCCUCGACACCGGCCUCCGCGCCUUCGAGCGGUAUAUCACCCCCACUCACACGUACCUGGAUCACCUGAAGCAGGCGGUCGGGCAUCUGAACCGCGGCACCGCCGAGGGGGUGGACCUGCCAUCCGUCGGCCUCGAGAAGGGUGGCUACCUGUUCAAGCGCGGCAGUGGCGCCAUUCGCCACUGGAACCGGCGCUUCUUCCAGAUCAACCUUCAUGACUACCGCCUGGAGUACAUCUCCCCCCGCAACAACGAGCCCACCACCGUCGUGGCAGUGUACCUGCGUGGGGCCACCGUCCGCGCGGUGGAUGUCAUGGACGACCGGGGCUACGUUUUCGAGGUCCACUCUGCUCCAUCUGGCGCCGGCAGCAGCACCAUCAGCUACUAUCUCCAGGCUCUGACCGAGGGUGACAUGUAUGAGUGGCUGUUUGCCCUGACUCGGGCCAUCAAAUUGGCCGAGAUGACCCUCGGCAAGCCGGAGUCCGACCCGGCCGGCUCGGCCCUCCGCCGCUCGGCCAGCAUUGCUUCUCAGUCCUCCACGGCCACCGCCCAGAGUUCCGAGUCCCGCAUGAUCGAGCGUCCCGAGGACCACGUCUACUAUAAGAUUGGCGACCUGUUUGUCAACCGGCCGACCGGGUCGGGUGGCGCGCGUCGGCGCCUGACCGGCCGCGCGCGGCCGGCCAUCCUCGGCGGCUCAUCCGGCAGCCAGGCCUCUCUGGAUGUCGGAUCCAACUGGCGCCUUGUCAAUGCUAGCAUCACCAAGGAGGGCCGGCUGGAGCUCUUCGAGUAUGACAAGGGCGGUCCCACCGGGUCCGGCGGCGAUACCGGCAGCCUGUCCAGCUUCACCGGGCUGACCAUUCGCCGGCCGCCCUCGGUCCUGACCCCGUCUCCCUCAUCGCCGCAGCUUCCGUCGUCGGCACUGGCGGCCGCCGGGGCGGCCGGGUCCGCCGAAGCCGGCAGCGAUUCCAUGGCUGCCCGGGCCACGCGGCCCGUGGCCGCAGUUGAUCUGUCCCAACUGAAGCGCUAUUCCAUCGCCUAUGUCCAUGACUCGAUCACCACCCGGCGGAAUGUCUUCUCCAUCUCCACCCAAGACAAGGGCACUCUCCUGCUGUCUGGGUAUAGCCCCAAUGACCGGGACGAUUGGGUCCUCAACAUGAAGACCUUCCUGCCGGCACGCGAGGUUUACGGCAAGGAAGACCUCCGGGCCUACUCCACCCUGUAUGUGGAUGUGCGCGAAGCGCGCAACCUCCCCUCCGGCGAGUACUAUUGCGAGAUCUUCCUCGGCAAUGAGAUGGUCGGUGUGACGUCCCGCUCACAGCGCGUCACUUCUCCCUUCUGGGGCGAGUCCUUCGUCUUCCAUGACAUCCCGGAGAUCGAGGGGGUGACCUUUGUUCUGCGCAGCCACCAGCGGCUGACGCGUGAUGCCGAAAUUGCCCGGGUCACCAUUUCCGAUGAGGAUCUCCACCCGGAGUCCAAUGCCCGGACCGCUGAUGCGGCCAUGCGCUGCCUGCCCUUCAGCCUGAGUGGCGGGGCAGCCGGCGGUGCCAGUGGCGGCCCGGCCGGCGAGCUCCGCGCCAGUGCCCGCAUCCUGCCCUUGACCAUUCUCCCGGUGGCCGAGUAUGACGAGAUGCUGGACCACCUGUACAACAAGGCCGACCCGCAGACCUUCUUCGCGCUGGCCCGCGCGCCGGAGCAGCUCGAGCAUGUGGCCGUCAACCUGACUCGCAUCCACCAGGCACGUGGCAAGGCCACCGAGUGGCUGAUCAGCAUUUGUGUGCAUGAGGUCCUCAAUGCCGACACCCUGAACACCCUCUUCCGGGGCAACUCCCUGGCCACCAAGGCCGUGGAUUACUUCAUGAAGCUGGUGGGCUUCGAGUAUCUGGACUCCACCCUCGGCCCCAUCAUCCGGGAUAUUUGUGCCAAGCCGCAGAACAACUACGAGAUGGACCCGCAGAAGCUCAGCAACCCGGAUGACGCGCGCAAGAACUUCGAGAAGGUCGAGAAGCUGGUCAACACCGUCUGGACGGCCAUCUACCAGUCGCGCUCUCGUUGCCCAUACGAGCUUCGUGUCCUCUUCAACUCGCUACAGCUGGCCAGUAUCGAGCGCUUCGGAUCGGAGACUGUCUCGGCCAAUGGCAAUGCCCCUCGGUACUCGGUGGUCAGCGCCUUCAUCUUCCUGCGGCUCUUCUGCGCGGCCAUCCUCACGCCGAAGCUCUUCGGCCUGGUGUCCGAUCACCCGGCUGACCGUCCCCGGCGGACGCUCAUGCUUGUGGCCAAGACCAUCCAGACUAUGGCCAACAUCGGCUCUUUCGAUGUCAAGGAGGCUUACAUGCAGCCGCUCAAUUCCUUCCUCCAGGAUAACACUCAUGGCAUGAUGGACUUCAUCGACUACGUUUCUAAACUCGACAACAUCGGCCCAAGCAUAGAGGCCUCGGUAACGUACCCGAUCGACCUGGCUCUGGAGGCGGCGCAUCUGCACGACUUCGUCUCCUCCUACACCAAGGAGUUCCGCAAGGCCGGUCUUCCCCGACUGACGGAGCUCCUCUCGAUCACUGACAAGCUGACUGCCGAGCUGCGUCGCCGGAAUCAGGUGUCCUUGAUGGAUUUCCUGAACUCUUCCAACUAGUGUGUAUGUGUGUGUGAGUGUUUAUAUGUGCAUGAUUUUAUAAGCUCAUCCACAUGUGCGCGCCUUGUCCCCGUUCCUUCUAUCUCUCCAUGCCACUACUCGUGUGUCCUCCUUCUUGUGUGCCCCCCCCCCCCCCCCCCCCCCCCCCCUCUUGUUGUGUACAAUCCAUAUACAUAUAUCCACCAUAAACAUCAACAACAAACCAAUGUCCCAU
Fonticula alba is the source of this 3679-nucleotide messenger RNA. RefSeq lists its product as hypothetical. Gene Ontology annotation, biological process: regulation of GTPase activity. Gene Ontology annotation, molecular function: protein binding. NCBI's taxonomy places the organism in Eukaryota, Rotosphaerida, Fonticulaceae. The record is from RefSeq and is a predicted model, not a curated record. The transcript is spliced from 8 exons. Gene Ontology annotation, cellular component: cytoplasm. The coding region runs from base 73 to 3465 and encodes 1130 amino acids.